Opisthorchis viverrini is the source of this 5350-nucleotide messenger RNA. RefSeq lists its product as hypothetical. NCBI's taxonomy places the organism in Eukaryota, Metazoa, Platyhelminthes, Trematoda, Opisthorchiida, Opisthorchiidae. Gene Ontology annotation, cellular component: endoplasmic reticulum. The transcript is spliced from 19 exons. The record is from RefSeq and is a predicted model, not a curated record. The coding region runs from base 409 to 4821 and encodes 1470 amino acids.
CUGCAGAGCACUCAAAUAUUUUGGGGUUACCCGUGAGGGAUGCUGUCUGACGGCUAAUACCAGCCGGGAUGUGGAACAUUAUAUCACACGUUAAGUACUUUCAAUCGAAAGUAUGUUGGCCUAGUUUUUCAACAAAACAUUUGCAAAUAGUUGGGCAAUUAUGACAAGCAAACUGGAGAGCAAAGCGUGGAACAGCGUAUACUACAGGAUAUAGACAAUGAAGGGGUGGAGGAAAACAAUGCCUUUCUCAUUGAUGUCGAUGUUAUACGUGGAACGGUGUUCGCUAAAAACAAGCCCCGUCAUGGUUGGUUGCACGCCCUAUCACUCGGAAUCUUACGAGCAGCGUUCGCGCCUUUCUACUGGGAAUAUUGGCGCAAACACCUGUCGUUUCGUUGGACCGCCUAUAUAAUGUUGCACUUCAUUCUACAGUUCGUGCAGGCCGUUUGCUUUCUGUUGAUUGAUGUGGACAAAAGUCGGGGCUCACAGGAUGAUGUGCUUGUCCCAUGCCUACUUGCCGUAUGUCUUGGUAUUCUGCACACACACAUAACUGCCAUUCAUCCCGGUGGGGGCAAUUCAGCAAGCGCAGUCAGUGAAGGUGACUCCAAAUCUUAUAUCUCGACCCGCGUCGGCAAUCGUUCCACUUCACUUGAACCUGCCGAAGAAACUUGGGUGCCAUCUGACAGAAUGGCCAGUAGACAUCGCUCCAAGCCAUUGAUUUCUACCAAUGUCGGUGGCAGCAAUAUCCCUGCACACACUGAAUUGAGUGACAGUCACCAAACACCACCAUUUUCUGCACCUGCAUUCGAUCUGAUUGAAUCAGCUCAAUUGGUUCCCGAACAACCAAUUUUCCCUGCUCCGUGUUAUCCUACCGUCGAUAUUGUGGGUGUGAACGACCGCAAUAUUUUCCACUGCCCAACUACAAGUGGGACGUCUUUGGUACCAACGAAUCUUUCUGUCGGGGCUCACACUGUUCCCUCAAGCUCGAUUCAUCUGUUAUCUGAAGAUACCGCACCAACUGCCUCGCUUCGUUCACCCUUGAAACAUGAUCUCGGAGCUCAGGUCUCCAGUGGUCAACUCGCACUGACUGAAGGGGAUGAAGAUGAAACCGAAGAAUCCUGGCCGAUGCAACCUUUAGCCGGUAACCCCCAUGGCGCUUCAGUGGCUUCUCACUCUGAGGAACGAAAUUUCGGCCACGUUUACCCCGGCCCAGACGGUGGUGCGUAUCCAGUAGAAAACAUACCGGAUGACCUUGUUUUCUGCGUUACAGGUGAUGUCUUUAAGAAGAGCCCAUUAAGAAGACGGAGAUCAUCGGGGACGUCUACAAAGAAACGUAAGCUCUCAGUUCCGCUCCCGAAUACAGCUUUGAUUUCUGUGCAAACCGCAAACUCUGCAUCACCCGUUCUAUCUCCUUCUGGAUCGACACCCCUGCUCGCCGAGGUCAACUCUGUUUGGUAUGAUGGUAUGUGCAACGCAGCUUCUUCGUUCUACGAAACGCAGUCCAGUUUUCUGAGUGGUCAUCGUGAAACUUUGUCACCCAAUACGAGUAAUAAGGACUCACCAGUAACUUCAGCAGGUGGUGUCACGCCCGAAGUUAAGGCGGUUGUUCUCAAUGGUACUGAACAUAGAACCGAUGAUGCAAACGACUGGAAAUUCGCCAACGGUCCCACUGAGAACGAUCACAACGGGGAUUCGUGUGACACGCUGAAAGAUCCUGUGGUGGAGGUCGUGGAUCGAAAUUGCAUGUCUAAGCGCCGGCGCUCUUGGUCUGUUGGUUUUCCGGUGGAGACAGCAUUGGGUAUUCCACCACUGCGCUUCGGAUCUGUGUUCUCUACGUCUAACUACUUAGUCUCCAUGCUGACGGACGAUAGUCGAGCACACUCUUUAUCGAACUCGAACACUGGGGCGCUUCUACCUAUAUCUCCCAGGUACUUACCCUUGUGGUUGCGUUCCAUUUCACCAAACAUGCCGUUAUCCCCGACUCUCAAAUCAUCGCAUUUGUUACGAUUCUACUCGGAGGAUCUGGAUCCUAACCGCCUGGCUAGACAGUCGCCUGUGUAUCGCGUCACCUCUUCUAGCGUCACUGUAUCAUCAAAUGGCUCAACUUCAUCUGCCGUCACUGAAUGUGAGAAAAACCAGUUUCGCGUGGACAAUCGUCUGGAUAUGGAAUCUUUUCAUGGUAUCGGGGCAGGUCUGAAUGCCAAUCCAGUAUGCGUCGUCAGUCCACCCCCUGGUCACAAACCGUCUGCUUGUGUUUCGAAAUUCCAAACCGAUUCCGACGAACUUCAACCGGUCGAUGCUCAUGAGGUGCCACACGAACCGGGAAUGAAUCUCAGCAAGUCGCUCAUGAAUUUAUCGGACGGAUUCGACGAUACCUGCGUUCCUUACCGUAGUUCGAAAUCAGUAACGGUUUCUCAGCAGAAUACUUCAGUGAACAAUGGUUCCUCACCCAUCUCAUCGGUUCCACACAGAAAGGAAUCCCCUUACGUUGGUAGCAAUGAAGAUACCUUCACCGCUCAUAGUCGUCAACGCGCGAAGUUUCUACGGCUUUUUAUUCAGCGUGCAAGCCUUAGCCAAAAUCAUCACCGCAACUCGCAAUCUGGUCCUAGCCACUUACCAAAGUUCCAUCGCCUUUCUACGACAGGCCAGCUUUCGCGUUCCACCAAUGUACUGAAUCUAAACAAUGCCUAUUCUGAGUUCGACUUGGCGAUAAACCAAGAAGUCUCAGAUGUUCGUAAUGAAACAGAGGACUUGUCUGCAAACCAGUGUGAGCCGAACGGGCUUCCUGACUCUCAACCAGACGGGGUUCGCAGCAAGCCGACGACAACACAUACUAAGCACCCCACAUUUGCGUCGGUUUCAAAGAAAGUAUACCACUUGCCAAAUCACUAUCGGGUGUCCGGUGGUAAACUCCGAGUGCCUUCAAGUUUCUCCCGUGGUCAGACAGCAUCCGAGACUGAGUUCGAUCGACUAAAUAGUGAUGUUGGUAGCGACAUAGAUUCGUCUUCAGGUCCAGACGACGUGGAACCCAUUACAACAGCUAGCCCGUGUGCUGUAGGAUCGGCUGUCUGGUUCGCUGAUGCCAACGACCGAUCCCAACGCCCAAUCAACUUGGGCCCCGAUCACUAUACCAGUUGGUCUUCGAUACCCAAGCCGCGUCCUGUGCGGCGAACCAGACAUCCGUCCGGUGCGGUGAACAAGUGGCUGUAUAAUAGCCGUAUACCAAAACCUCAUUUGCCCCCUAAGGAUAUUGGUGAAUCAGGCGAAUCCGGCUCUGGUGAAUCUGGCGCCCGAGAUGUUUGGGUCGAGCAAGAUCGGAUUACUGACUCGGCAGAGUCCUUGGAACGCCUACCUCAACCUGGUAAUUCACUCUCAAAUGCGGAAGAAAAUCCUCGGUUUACACACGGAGGCCAAGCGAUAAUCUCCCGGAUAGAUGAGCUGCCUGACGAGAGUCUCUUCACUGGUGCGCAAUCCACGUUCCCAGGGCCUCCCAGGGCUCCUUUAGAAACUAUACGGGACAAAUUUACUUACAAAUCUUCCAUGACCAAAACGUUUUCCAGUCAAUGGUCUCCACGACCCCAUAUGUGCAAGGAUACAAUCAACUGCUCAGUCUGGGAAGGUGAUAAGAUGUCCAAAUUUAACCUGAACAUGUUGGAAAUUGGUUGCAGUGUGAUUAGGGCCGUCGAACGACAGGGGAUUUCAUCUGACUACAUUGUUUUGGCUUGCUUAUCUGCUGCAAUCCUUCCGCUUCUGUCGGUAACAUUUCAUUGGAACCAUUCGCAAUCGCCCAUUAACGGACAAAACUCCACACUUGAGGCAUUGUCAAUUGUUGAGGAAACCCAAACAACGUUGUCCGCCUCGCUGUCUGCCGACUCCCAGUUACCGACAAUCCUUAGUGACAGCUUAUUGGGAAUGCACCUACGGGUUUUGUUCUGCGUGGCUAGUCGAAUAUUAACUUUUCUAACGAUGCCGGUACGUUGGUCAAUGGACCUCGUGGGCCUAACUGAUGGACCGGUUGCUCUUUUGUCAGCGCUGUGGCACGUUAUCAGUGGUCGGUGGAUCCUUUGUCUGUUACAAACGCCUGAUAUCCAAGGUCGUUUGGUGGUGCUUCUUGGAGUAAUUCUACGGUUCAAUCUUUAUGCUGUCAUCUUCUUCGUUCUGUGUAUUGCUGAACGAACCUUUCAGCAGCGUCUUUUGUACGCCAAAUACUUUUUCUCCCUGACAUCGGCUCGCCGCGCGCGCAAGUACCGUGUACCGCAGUUUCGUUUGAACAAACUCAGUCAUGUCAAAUGUUGGCUGACACUUCGAUCCUACUUGAAAAAACGUGGUCCCCAACGUUCCGUGGAGAUGAUCAUUGCUGCAGCGUUCUACAUCGUGUUUGUCUUUGGCUUGGCAUUGUGUUCCCAGCUUUUGUCGAAAAAAGAGGAGGGUGUUUUUUCACAUCUGGCCAACUGGGACAUACUCGGACUGACUCUGGCUAUUAUGCUCUUUCUACAUCGUUUCAUCAUCUUGGGGACGAAGAUUACCAAAAAAUAUCGCAAUUUCUCCGUGCUAAUCACCGAACAGAUCAAUUUGUAUUUGAACAUGGAAAAGAAGCCGCACAAAAAAGAUGAACUCACAUCUACUUUUCAAGUAUUGCGCCUAGUUGAAAGCCUUCUCAAAGAGGUGGAUGGUCCUUUCCGAGUGUGUGGCUGGACGGUGAAUCCGCUUGUAUACAACAUUUUCAAACUAGUCCUUCUUUCCUGUUUCUCCUCAUUGUUAUCGGAGACGUUGGGAUUCAAGCUGAAGUUGUACAAACUCAAGCUCAAUGCAGCAAAUUGGUAGUUGUCUAUGUACCGGCUUGCUUUGUACAUUCCAUCCCGGUUGACUAUCUCGCCUGGAAGGUCGUCGCGGGCAACAAACAGACGUGGAAAUGAAUGGUUUUCUCUGAUGUUUUUGACAUCUACAUGAACUAGCAUUUCGUAUGCAUACAUUUGCUCGUAACGCCCCCAUUGGUUGCAUGUGAUAUCGUCCUUGCUACCGCGCUCCACUUCAGUAGGCCUUCUCCAGUUGAACCAUGGCCAUGAACUCAUCACCGUUGAUAGCACUAUUCUUUGGCUACACUCUGCCACAUAUGUUGUAUUCGUUCUGUUGGUCAGUACCGAUGUUUCGAACCACUUAUGUCUCGUAUGUACAUUUUUAUUUUUCCAUCUGUCUGCUCACAGAGUGAUACUUGUUUACAUUAGAAAUCCAAACCCGACAUAUUGGCUUUUUAGUCCAUCAUCCAUGUUUUCUCUGUUCUUUUUGGUUGCCUCUACUUGACUCUUCUCUUCUUGAGUUCCAGUCAGCCCCUCAAAGCUUCUGUGUACGUGUG